AUUGUUUGUCGUCGCAAUUGUGUGGGUGUGCAGUGUGCACGUGUGCUUGGCUUGUAGGAAGUAAGGAAUUGUUUGUUGUGAAAAUGACUGUGAAGGUUUUCAUCGCAAGUGCAGACAAACCUCCGACAUGUGCACUGAUUAUGGCAGAAGCUGUCAGAUCCACCAUACCAACGAAACUGGAAUGGGGCUCUAAAACAGCUUUUGAAGUGUCAGAUGAUAAAGUCUUCAGUAAUGACCACACAGUUAGUCGAUAUUUGGCUAGAUCAGCACCUUCACAUGCAUUAUAUGGCACUACCAUCCUGGAGCGAACAGAGAUAGAUCACUGGCUGACUUUCAGCAGUGGUCCACUGCAAUGUGAACGAGAUUUCCAAAAAGCUGUUCUGUAUCUGGAUAACAUUCUUGCACCUUCCACAUACUUGGUUGGAAAUAAAGUCUCUCUAGCUGACUUCGCUGUGUGGGGAGUUUUACAUGGUAACCCUAAUUGGAAAGCAGUGGAACCAAGUCCCCCAACAAAUGUGGCUCGUUGGUACAAUUUUAUAGAAUCUUUAGAGUGUGUCUCUUCUGUAAAGAAAAUUCUACCUGAAAACAAAGCAAAGAAGGCAAUUACUGCAGAGCCUGUCCUGUCUGGGAGAAAAGAAGAAGGGAAGUUUGUUGAGUUACCUGGAGCAGAAAUGGGAAAAGUGGUUGUAAGGUUUCCACCAGAAGCUAGUGGGUAUCUUCAUAUUGGCCAUGCAAAAGCUGCUUUGUUAAAUCAGUAUUAUCAAGAAAACUUCAAAGGAAAGCUUAUUAUGAGAUUUGAUGAUACCAACCCUGCAAAGGAGAAGGCUGAUUUUGAAAAGGUAAUUUUAGAAGAUCUGAAACUACUGCAAGUUAAGCCAGAUGUUUUCACUCAUACAUCGGAUUAUUUUGACUUAAUGCUUGAAAUGUGUGAAAAACUCUUAAAGGAGGGGAAGGCUUAUGUUGAUGACACUGAACCAGAACAAAUGAAACUGGAACGUGAGCAGAAAAUAGAAUCAAAAAACAGAAAUAACAGUGUGGAACAGAAUUUAAAGAUGUGGACCGAAAUGAAGCAGGGAACAGAAUUUGGCCAAAAAUGUUGUGUACGUGCAAAAAUUGAUAUGAAUUCUGUCAUUGGUUGUAUGCGUGAUCCAACAAUUUACAGGUGCAAAAAUGAGCCACAUCCCAAAACUGGAACCAAGUACAAGGUUUACCCAACAUAUGAUUUUGCCUGUCCCAUUGUAGACAGUAUUGAAGGUGUUACACACUGUCUAAGAACAACUGAGUACCAUGAUCGUGAUGAACAAUUUUAUUGGUUUAUAGAUGUUCUUGGCUUGCGGAAACCAUACAUAUGGGAAUACAGUAGACUUAAUAUGACAAACACAGUUCUAUCUAAGAGGAAACUUGCUUGGUUUGUUGAAAGGGGACUGGUUGAUGGAUGGGAUGACCCAAGGUUUCCAACAGUUAGAGGCAUCUUGCGUCAUGGUAUGACAGUAGAAGGACUCAAGCAAUUUAUUGUGGCCCAAGGCUCAUCCCGAUCUGUCGUACUUAUGGAGUGGGAUAAAAUAUGGGCUAUUAAUAAAAAGGUAAUAGAUCCAAUUGCCCCUAGAUACACAGCUGUCUUGUCAGAGGGAGCCGUAAAUGUGAAAGUAAAUGGGGUAAUUGAAGCACCACUGAUUGCGCAGAAACACCCUAAGAAUCCAGAUGUUGGUACCAAAACUGUUUGGACAGGACCUAAUUUGCUAAUCGACAGUGAGGAUGUAAAUCUUCUGAAAGAAGGAGAAAAUGCUACAUUUAUAAACUGGGGAAAUCUGAUGAUCAAGAAGAUUAACAGCACAAACGGCGAAAUAACUGUGGAAGCUGAACCAAAUAUUGAAAAUAAAGAUUACAAAAAGACACCAAAAUUAACAUGGUUGGCAGUGACAAGUAAAGCACCCUUUGUACCUUGCACAUGUGUCUACUUUGAUCAUAUUAUUAGCAAGGCCAUUUUGGGAAAAGAUGAAGAUUUCAAGGAUUACAUUAACCACCAAACAAAGACAGAGGUACAUCUGCUGGGUGAUCCAGAAUUAGCUUCUGUGAAAAAGGGUGAUAUCAUACAACUUCAAAGGAAGGGCUUUUUUAUAUGUGACAGGCCCUAUAGACCACCAAGUGUAUAUACCAGUGUUGCAGGUCCCAUAAUAUUAUUUCAUAUUCCGGAUGGUCAUACAAAGGAUAUGCCUACUGUUGGAAAACCAAAGAGUUCCAAAGUUGACACCAAAAAGGAAUUUGGGAAUAAGGAAAGCAGAAGUACUCAGCAACAGGAAGCCGGAAGAGAUCUCAAAUCUGGGUCUGCUCCAUACUCUCUUUCAUUCAAAGUUGAAUCUGUGUAUGCUGUAGGUUCAGAUGCUAAAGUUGCACUUUUACAAAAAAUAGAUUCUCAAGAAAAAUUAGUUAGUAAAUUGAAGGAAGAAAAUGCCAGUGAAGAAACAAUUGAAAAAGAAGUGAAGGCUCUCCUUACAUUAAGGUCAGAAACUAAAGCCUUGACUGGUGAAAGACUUAAAAUCGAUUUUGAUCCACCAAAAAUCACUGAAGAGGAACAAGAAAAACCACCAAAUCAGGUUAAGGAUACUAGUAUUACGGACGAGCUUUUGCUUAAAAUUUCUGCACAGGGUGACACUGUUCGAAAAUUGAAACAAGAGAAAGCUGCCAAAAAUAUAAUUGAUACUGAAGUAAAAAAACUGCUAGAUUUAAAAGCUCAAUUCAAAUCUGUCACUGGAGAAGACUGGCGAGUUGACCUUGUCCCAAAGGUAAAAAAGGAACUAGAAUUGCCAUCACUUAAUACAAGCAUUGAUGUUAGAAAUGAUUUACUAGAAAAAAUAGCAAGUCAAGGAUUAACAGUAAGAAAACUAAAAUCUGAGAAAGCAGAUAAAGUUGUAAUAGAUGCAGAGGUGAAGAAGCUUUUGGACCUGAAAGCUGAGUUUAAGUCUGUUACAGGAGAAGACUGGAGGACGGAAUUAGCAUCAAAGGACCAUAGUAUAGCAAAAGAUACUUCUGCAGGAUCUGUAGCUCCUGGUGUUAGAAAUAAUUUGCUAAAAGCAAUUUCAGAACAAGGAGAUGUUGUUAGGAAACUGAAAUCUGAAAAAGCACCUAAAAGUGCGAUUGAUACUGAAGUGAAAAAACUACUUGAUCUGAAAGCAGAAUUCAAAGCUGUUACAGGAGAGGACUGGAAAGUAGAAUUAGCACCAAAGAACAAUAUUUCGCCAAGUGCUGGUGCUGUAGCACCUGAUACAAGAAACAACUUAUUAAAAGCAAUUUCAGAGCAGGGAGAUAUUGUAAGGAAACUGAAAUCUGAGAAGGCAUCUAAAAGUACAGUUGAUGCAGAAGUGAAAAAGCUACUCGACCUGAAAGCAGAAUUCAAAACCAUUACUGGAGAGGACUGGAAAGCUGACCUGUAUUCUAAAGAUACUGCUCCCAAAAUGUCAACUGCAGGUGCUGGUGAAGAUACUGCUGCCAUUUCCACACUGACUCAAGAGAUAACAGAUCAGGGUAACAAAGUGAGAAACCUGAAAUCCACAGGUGCACCAAAGGUCACAGUGGAUGCCGAAGUUGCUAGGCUGUUGUCUUUAAAAGCCGAGUACAAACAAAUAACAGGGAAGGAAUUUCCAUCGGCUGGAGCAAAACAAGCAACCAAAAAAGAACCCAAAGAAGAAAGGAAGGAGAAGCAGAAAAAGGAAGUCAAAGAAAAACAAACCGCCAUUAAGAAAGAACCCGAGGUGAAGGAUGGAGAACAGGUUGGCUUGAAGAAACAAACUCGGUUGGGACUGGAAGCAAGGAAGGAAGAAAAUCUUCCGGAUUGGUACUCACAAGUUAUAACCAAAGGAGAACUAAUUGAAUACUAUGAUGUCAGUGGAUGUUAUGUUCUACGUCCAUGGUCUUUUGCUGUUUGGGAAAGAAUAAAAGAUUACUUUGACUGUGAGAUUAAGAAACUUGGUGUUCAGAAUUGUUAUUUCCCACUGUUUGUUUCACGUGGUGCCUUAGAGAAAGAGAAGUCUCAUAUAGCAGAUUUCUCUCCUGAGGUUGCAUGGAUUACUAAGUCAGGUGAUACUGACUUGGCAGAGCCUAUUGCAGUACGGCCGACGAGUGAAACUGUGAUGUAUCCCUCUUAUGCCAAAUGGAUACAAUCUUACAGGGACCUACCUCUGAAACUCAAUCAGUGGAACAAUGUUGUGAGAUGGGAAUUCAAGCAUCCACAGCCUUUCCUUCGUACCAGAGAAUUUCUGUGGCAGGAAGGGCACACAGCAUUUGCCACAUUUGAGGAAGCUAGAGAGGAAGUGAAGAUAAUGUUAGAUUUAUAUGCCAAUAUCUACACGGAUCUUUUAGCAAUCCCAGUUAUUAAAGGCAGAAAAACACAAAAGGAGAAAUUUGCUGGUGGAGAUUAUACUCUCACUGUUGAAGCAUUCAUAUCAGCCAGUGGACGUGCAAUACAGGGUGCCACUUCACAUCACUUGGGGCAGAACUUUUCUAAAAUGUUCGAAAUUGUUUUUGAAGACCCUGAGACGCAGGAAAAGAAAUUUGUAUAUCAGAAUUCCUGGGGCAUUACUACACGAACAAUUGGGGUAAUGAUAAUGAUACAUGGGGACAACCAAGGACUCGUUCUUCCACCUCGAGUGGCAUCUAUCCAGGUGGUGAUAGUACCAUGUGGUAUCACCGUAAACAUGAAAGAUGAAGAGAGGAAUGAAUUAAUCUCUUCCUGUAGACAGCUUGAACAACAAUUGAAGGAUAAAGGGGUAAGAGCACAUGGUGAUUAUCGAGACAAUUACUCUCCUGGUUGGAGAUUUAACCACUGGGAGUUAAAGGGAGUUCCUAUAAGAGUAGAAAUUGGUCCAAAGGACUUAAAGCAGAAGCAGAUUAUUGCUGUUCGCCGUGAUAAUGGAGAGAAAAUUCCUAUACCUCGUGACUCGGCAGUCAGUGAACUGCAACAGUUAUUGGAAACCAUUCAUCAUAGCCUGUUUAACAAGGCAAAGAAUGAUUUGGACCAGCACACUAAACUUACAAAGAAAUGGGCUGAAUUUUGUCAAAUUGUUGAUCAGAAAAAUAUUGUGCUCGCACCAUUCUGUGGUGAAGUUGAAUGUGAAGAUAACAUCAAAAAAGACAGCGCAAGGGAUGAUGCAGAUGCUGAACCAGGAGCUCUUGCCAUGGGUGCCAAAGGUUUAUGCAUCCCAUUUGACCAGCCUGAUACCUUGGAACCUAAUGAUAAAUGUAUCCACCCAGCAUGCAAUAGGACACCAUUGUUCUAUUCUCUUUUUGGACGAAGUUAUUGAUGUUAAUUGUGUGUAAAAUGUUUAGAAAUGUCAACAAAUGGCCCUCCUUCAGCUGUUUGUGGAUAAGAAAGUUUCUGUUGCACAACAUGUAUGUAAACUUUCUAAUGAGAUAAAAACGUCUGUUUUUUA
This is a messenger RNA of Schistocerca serialis cubense, 5426 nucleotides long. RefSeq names its product bifunctional glutamate/proline--tRNA ligase (gene GluProRS). Bases 84 to 5297 code for a protein of 1737 amino acids. Lineage: Eukaryota; Metazoa; Arthropoda; Insecta; Orthoptera; Acrididae. The transcript is spliced from 26 exons. Gene Ontology annotation, molecular function: proline-tRNA ligase activity; glutamate-tRNA ligase activity; ATP binding. Gene Ontology annotation, biological process: glutamyl-tRNA aminoacylation; translation; prolyl-tRNA aminoacylation. Gene Ontology annotation, cellular component: aminoacyl-tRNA synthetase multienzyme complex; cytoplasm. The record is from RefSeq and is a predicted model, not a curated record.